This is a messenger RNA of Helianthus annuus (common sunflower), 2592 nucleotides long. RefSeq lists its product as uncharacterized. The transcript is spliced from 16 exons. Lineage: Eukaryota; Viridiplantae; Streptophyta; Magnoliopsida; Asterales; Asteraceae. The record is from RefSeq and is a predicted model, not a curated record. The coding region runs from base 134 to 2533 and encodes 799 amino acids.
AACACAUUACCACUACACAUGGUCUAAUAGUGUUGCAAGAAUCACUAACUCACUCACUCCCAUGCAGGUGACCGAUCGAGUGAUGUUUCAAAUCAAUCAGAAAGAAAGAAUCAUAAUAAUUAGGGUUUAAAUAAUGUGGUCGUCGUUCUUCUUAUUAUUAUGUGUAAUUCUGAGAGUGAGAGUUUCAGAAUCAUCAUCAAAAGCUUACAGAAGAGAUCCCGGUCAUCCUCAAUGGCACCACAGUGCUUUCCAAGAUGUCAAGGAUAUUGUCCGAUCUGAUGUUCAUCAUAUGCUCCAUUCGAGGGCCCAGGUUCCCUUUCAAGUUCCGCUUGAAGUAAAUGUUAUCCUCAUAGGUUUUAGCGGAGAUGGAGGCUAUAGAUACUCACUAGAUUCUCAAAAGUUGCAAGACUUUCUUCAACUUAGCUUCCCUACUCACAGGCCCUCGUGUUUGGAGACCGGCGAGCCCCUAGAUAUUGAGCAUCACAUGGUGUUUAAUGCAGUCCCAGCUGCACAGCCAGACGUGAUAGCAUUAGAAAAGGCUCUAAAAGCAGCCAUGGUUCCUGCUGGUACUGCCAGAGAGGCUGAUUUUGGAAGGGAAGUACCAGCAUUCGAGAUUGACGCGGCAGCUGUAGAGCCUGAAUUUCAGAAGUUAUAUUCCUACCUGUUUUACUAUGAGAAAUUUGGAUAUUCUGCUCAAGAGAUUGACAGACCUGUUCCAUCUGCAAUAUUUAUCGCCAAUUUUGAUAAAGUUAGAAUGGAUCCUAGGAACAAGGAUAUUGAUCUUGAUAGUUUAAUGUAUGGAAAACCAGCUAGUAGAUUAACUGAAGAAGAUAUUAAGAAACAAGAGGGUGGUUACAUUUAUCGUUACCGUUAUAAUGGAGGUGGAGCAUCUCAAAUUUGGCUUGCUUCUGGCAGGUUUGUGGUAGUUGAUAUCUCAGCGGGCCCAUGCACAUACGGGAGACUUGAAACAGAAGAGGGAAGUGUUAGUCCAAAAACCAUACCACGCUUGAGGAAUGUGUUGUAUCCUAAAGGCUCCACUGCUGACAAGUUUACCACACGUGACAACUUUGUGGGCCAACUUGCUGCCUUGAUUGGGAUCAUAACUCAGCAUCUAGUUUCUCCAGAUGUCAGGUUUGUAACUGUAGAUCUAGCAAUGAGGUUACUUGUACCAAUCAUCUUCCUACAAAAUCACAAUCAUUAUAACAUCAUGGAAAAAGGCCACAACUGCAGUAUAGAUAUUCAAGCCAUUGAGGAUGAGGUUAAGAGCAUGGUGCACAAGGGAGAAGAAGUCGUGACUGUAGCGGGUUCACAUUCAUUACAUCUUCACGAAAAAUUGGCAAUUGCUGUUUCGAAAGCCAUGCGCGGUCAUUCCCUGCAGGAAACCAAGAAGGACGGACGUUUCCAUGUGCACACAAAGAUGUAUUUGGAUGGUGCCAUCCUUAAAGAGGAAAUGGACAGAUCUGCUGAUGUACUAGCUGCUGGGUUACUUGAGGUCUCGGAUCCAUCGCUUUCUAAUAAAUUUUUUAUGCGCCAGGCAUGGAUGGAUGGUCCAGCUGAUUCAUAUCUGAAGCACAAACCUUACAACUCUAAAACGAGGAGACAGAAAAAUAAAAAAGUGCAGAAGAAACUAGGGGACCUGCAGCGGACUUAUGGAACGAGAGUGGUUCCUGUCUUUGUUUUAUCAUUAGCUGGUGUGGAUCCACACCUUAUGAUGGAAGACGAAAGCCUUUUGUGGACAAGUAAUGAUGUUGUUAUUGUACUUGAGCAUGGAACUGAAAAGAUACCUUUAAGUUACGUCUCAGAAACAGAAAAAAUACAUGUUUUUCCAUCAGAAGUGCAGCGUCAAAUAGUGGCGGGAUUAGCUUCUGUUGUGGGUGGAUUGAGUGCACCAUAUGAAAGGGUUUCUCAUAUUCAUGAAAGACCUGUCGUAAAUUGGCUCCUUGCAGCUGGUUGCCAUCCAUUUGGACCAUUUUCUAACGUUUCCAAGCUUAGUCAACUACUUCGGGAUGCUGCAUUGCGAAAUACAAUAUAUGCACGUGUAGAUUCUGCUCUUCAUAAGAUUCGAGAGAUAUCAAAGUCUGUUGAAGCUUUUGCUGGGGAGUUUCUUAGAACCCCUCUUGGGGAACCAGUGAAGGGUAAGAAGAACAAGACGAGCGCUCAACUAUGGCUCGAAAAGUUGUACAAAAAAGAAACCAAUUUACCUGAACCUUUUCCUCAUGAGCUAGUUGACCGUCUUGAGACAUACUUGGAUAGCCUUGAAGAAGAGCUUGUAGAUUUAUCUUCUCUUUUGUAUGAUCAUCGGCUACAAGAGGCAUACAUGAACAGUAGCGAUAUUCUUGAAACCUCGAUUCUGACACAGCAGUAUGUUGAUCAUGUACUGGAGAAUGAAAGGGAACGGAUGAAAUGUUGCAGUAUCGAGUAUAUUCAAACAACAAUGUCGUCGUCUAAUCAAAGUCUGUUUUAUGCAGUGAUUCUUCUUGCAGGUUUCUUUGCGUAUUUUGUUGUCAUUUUCUUUUCAUGUCUUGUCAAGUGAUCGAUUACACCCCAACAGUUUAAUAAAAUUUGAUGCAUGGGUGGUUGUGUUGUGAUGAA